CACAUCUUCUCAAACGUUUCCACACUAGCUCUGUCCCUUUCUCUCUCUCUACAAACCAGUCUAUUUCCUUCUUUUUCUUCUUCUAAUGGCCGCACAUGAAGUAGGACAACCUUCAGAAUCUCUCCAACACAAGACUUGGGUCUUGAAGGUCUCCAUUCACUGUGAAGGCUGCAAAAGAAAAGUGAAAAAAGUUCUGCAGCAAGUUGAAGGUGUUUAUAACGCAGAUAUUGAUACCAAGCAACAAAAAGUAACAGUAACUGGUAACGUAGAUGCAUCGACUUUAAUAAAAAAACUGAUAAAGUCCGGCAAACAUGCGGAGUUAUGGCCAGAAAAGAUUGAUGAGAAGGAGAAAAAGUCGGGCAAAGCGAAGAAAAAAGAGAAACAGAACGACCAAGAAAGCAGCGGAGAUGGCCGUGGUGGUAGUGAUAAAGAGAUCAAACCGGCGGUGAAAAUUGAAGUAGUUCAAGUUUCUACUAAAAAUAGCCAAGUUUGUGGUGCUACAGCUGAACAUAGCGGAGGUGGUGGUGCUACUGCAUCUCAACAUAGCGAAACUGGUGGUGGUGGCGGUACUAGUCCAGCUAAGCCUAGCGAAGGUAGUAGUGGUGGCGGUGCUAAAGUUGGUGAAGUUGGCUCUGAAGCAAGCAGUGGUGGACAAGCAGCGAAGGAAUCAAAAGCUGAGGGGAAGAAACCGGUGACAGCCGCCGCCGGUAACCAGUCAACGGUGGCGACGGAGAAGAAGGGUGGUGAAAGCGAUUGUGGACGUGCUGAGAAUAGUGGCAGUGGAGGCAAUGGAAAUGGUAGUAAAAAGAAGAAAAAGGAAGGGCAAAAUGGGAAUGAUGCCCAGGGUGUAAAGUCGAGUAUUGCACCUGUAAGCACAGAACCACCAAAUCAUAACACGGUACCACCUCUUGUUUCAGACCAAACUAAUCACAGCGCUCCACGUCAGCAUGUGAACCAUCAUCACCCACCACAUUACUAUGCAGCAGCACCGGUAUCUGCUGUGAGCUACAAUACGGCGUAUCCUACUAGCAGCUAUACGGCGUCGUACUAUGCCUCACCACCUACGGCGUAUCCAACUAGCAGCUAUACGACAUCUUACUAUACCUCACCACCACCGUAUUUCUAUGGGUAUUCAUAUCCCGGACCAGAGAAUGAACCUGCAAUAUCGGAUUUAGACUCCCACCCGCGACAGCCAUUGGAUUCAUUUGAGAUUUUUAGUGAUGAAAAUCCCAAUGGGUGCUCAAUUAUGUGACGGAAAAUAUGGAAUGUAGCAUUUGUACACGGCCAUUGGGCAUAGUUGGCUUAUACUACUCGUAUAAGUGUGUUUGUAACAUAUAAUUAGAUGUUUAGAUUUGUAAAAUGAGAGAUCAGAGUAAACGUUAUGAGAAAUGAAAAGGGGCUUUAUG
Messenger RNA from Ilex paraguariensis (yerba mate), 1406 nucleotides. The record is from the annotation of a GenBank genome assembly. NCBI's taxonomy places the organism in Eukaryota, Viridiplantae, Streptophyta, Magnoliopsida, Aquifoliales, Aquifoliaceae.